GGCCCCGAGGAUUGGAGCCCGGGAUGUGGGAGGAGGAUGGCCAGGCCGGGAUGAGCAGGGGCUGGGACCGAGAGAUCGGGAGGCCCGGAUCGAGAACCAUGGCUUCUCAGCAGACUUCCCCGCGCCCAGACGAACUCGAAUUUGGGGGGCCCCUGGGGACAGCUGCCAUGCUGCUGCUACUCCCCGUGGUCCUCUUCCACCUGCUCCUCACCUGCCACUCAGGCCCCUGCAGCUUGCUCAGCCUGCCCUCCGAGCUGCCCCCAGUAUCUGCCUUCUGGAGUCCUUGGGCUCUGCUGCUGCUUCUACUCUGGCUGGGGCUGCAGGCCACACUGUACCUGCUGCCCAUGGGCAAGGUAUCUGAGGGCAUGAUGCUGAAGGACAAGAGCCACCUGCAAUAUCCAAUUAAUGGGUUUUGGUGCCUAGGGCUGACAGCUCUGCUGGUGGGGCUGGGGCUGGUAGGGGGUCUGCCCCUUGGGAGCCUCUCAGAGCUGCUCCUGCCGCUGGCUUCGGCAGCCACUGUUACAGCCUUCAUCCUCAGCCUCUUCCUCUACCUCAAGUCCUUCACAGUGCCCCCCUCAGCCCUUGCCCCUGGGGGGAAUUCAGGUAACAUCAUCUAUGACUUCUUCCUUGGCCGAGAACUGAACCCCCGAUUCGGAUCCUUUGACCUCAAGUAUUUUUGUGAGCUGCGUCCAGGGAUGAUUGGUUGGGCCCUCAUCAACCUGGCUCUGCUGCUGCGGGAGGCUGAACACCGGGAGGGCUGGCCUUCCUUGGCCAUGGGGCUGGUCAAUGCCUUCCAGCUUCUCUACGUGGUGGAUGCUCUCUGGAAUGAGGAGGCAGUUCUUACCACCAUGGACAUCAUCCAUGAUGGCUUUGGCUUCAUGCUGGCUUUUGGGGACCUGGCCUGGGUCCCCUUCAUCUACAGUCUUCAAGCCCAGUUCCUUCUGAAUCAUCCCCAGUCUUUGGAGUUGCCUGUGGCUGGGGCCAUUUGUCUGCUGUUUGCGAUUGGCUACUUUAUCUUUCGCGGGUCCAACACACAGAAAAAUACCUUCCGGAGGGACCCUUCUGACCCCAGUGUAGCUGGCCUUGAGACCAUCCCCACAGCUACUGGGAAGCGCCUGCUGGUAUCAGGGUGGUGGGGUAUGGUCCGUCAUCCCAACUACCUCGGAGACCUCAUCAUGGCUCUGGCCUGGUCCCUGCCCUGCGGGGUAACACACCUGCUUCCCUAUUUCUACAUCGUGUACUUCACCAUCUUACUGGUACACCGGGAGGACCGGGAUGAGCGCCAGUGUUUGCAGAAGUAUGGCCUGGCCUGGCGGGAAUACUGUGCCAGGGUGCCUUACCGUAUAGUACCCUACGUUUACUGAGCAGUCCGCCCCAUGAAGGAACAAGCUGUGGGCACCUGCCCGCUGCUCCCCCUCCUAGACAGCGUGGCCAGUUUAAAAAAGGGGUGGGUUUCGAUCAUCUGGAAGAAAUGCCCACCUGCAUUCUGCCCCUUCCAUCCUGGUGAUGCCUAGGGGCAGAAGACGCUGCCUCUGGCGCUCGCUGCCCCCUUGGGCUAGUCAGAUGCCCACUCUGGGCUUCAGUUUCCUCCUCUGAGGGAGAAGGGGCUGUAUGGACUCGUGAAUGACUAGAGGUUCCUCCCAUGAAAGGAGGGAAGUGGAGCUGGGGGAAGCCUCUGAAUAGAGCUCUGCCGAUGGAUGUG
Messenger RNA from Trichosurus vulpecula (common brushtail), 1702 nucleotides. It is a transcript of the gene TM7SF2, whose product is annotated as transmembrane 7 superfamily member 2. The record is from RefSeq and is a predicted model, not a curated record. Bases 24 to 1364 code for a protein of 446 amino acids. Gene Ontology annotation, cellular component: nuclear inner membrane; endoplasmic reticulum membrane. Lineage: Eukaryota; Metazoa; Chordata; Mammalia; Diprotodontia; Phalangeridae. Gene Ontology annotation, molecular function: oxidoreductase activity, acting on the CH-CH group of donors, NAD or NADP as acceptor. The transcript is spliced from 11 exons. Gene Ontology annotation, biological process: sterol biosynthetic process.